Molecule: messenger RNA, 2638 nt
Organism: Lucilia cuprina (Australian sheep blowfly)
Lineage: Eukaryota; Metazoa; Arthropoda; Insecta; Diptera; Calliphoridae
Gene: DZIP1
Product: zinc finger protein DZIP1
Exons: 5
Coding region: 133-2268 (711 amino acids)
Biological process (GO): cilium assembly
Cellular component (GO): cytoplasm; ciliary basal body
Source: RefSeq, a predicted model, not a curated record
UAACAUCGUUGCUAAGUAACCGUUAUAUUUAUAAAGGUAUAAACAAAAAAUUUUUAAAAAAACUAAUUUGCUUUCUGACAUACUGAAUACGGAAAUAUUAGAACGAAUAUUAUUAUAAUUGUUUAAAACAGAAUGUCUUUUAAUUACACAUACAAUUAUCCUCAAGUGGCAAGAGAAUCUGGAUUUAAAUUGCGCAAUUACAAAGAUGGACCUUUAGAUUUUCGUUUAAUAGGCUCAUUGGAAGUAGAGCGUAUUUUAAAGGACCAGAGUUUAGAACAUAUUGAUGCUGUGUUAAGUCAUUUAUCGGAAGCACCUUUGGGAUCGAUUUUAGAGUCAAACAUUUUAGAUAGCGGCAUAGCUAAAUAUUUUAUACUUUCACAAUUUUCAGUGCAAUACUUGUUGUUUUGUCGCAAGUUUUUGGAAGAAACGGUAUCAGACUUGAGAGAGUCUCAUGGCGCUUCCCAAAUGGAACUUGUUUCUGUGAAACGAUCCCUAGCAGAAGCUAACAAUGAAAUACUACAGUUGCAUAAGAAAAUAACACAGAUAGAAGCUAUACAUGAAGUUAUAUAUCCUUGUCAUUUGUGCACGAAGAAUUUUGUUAGCAAUGAUGCUCUAAAUUUGCAUAUUUCUCGCAAACACAGCGGAAUUUUCACCAAAACAGAAAUGAAAUCAGAAGCACCACAGUCUUUGUUAAAAGACCGCGAAAAUGAUUUAACUCUAAUAAAUACCAUUAAACUCGAAUUGGAAAUAAAACAUUUAAAAGAGAGACUAAACAAUGCUGAAAGAGAAAUUAAAGAAAAUAACACAGAAUCAAGGGUUAAAAAUGGGUCUACACUUCCUACUGAAGCAUUAGAGAAAUCUGAACAGAUUUCAGUCCAUAGUAUAGGUAUACAAAGUAAUUUAUCCGAAAUAAAAGAAAAAAAUGAUAAUAGCGAUGACGACCUAAGUUCUUCCUCACAAAGUCGACAACAGAUGUAUAUGUUAAAAGAAAAACUGCAAGAAUUUGAAAAGUGGAAAGAAGAACAAAAAAGUCAAAACUCGAAAUUUUUAACUGAAGUUAAUAAUAAAUUGCAGGAACUUGGAUCAGCCCUGGAAUUAACAAGAAGUCAGAUGGAGCAUGAACUUGACAAUGAUAAACAAAACCCUACAUCAUCUGUUAAGGAUUUAGAAAUAUUACUGAGUAAAAAACUUGAAGAUAUAAGUAAAGCAAGUACAGCUAAGCUGGAGGCAGUCAUAAAUAAAAUAGAAAUAUCCUAUAAAGAUAAAUUGGAUCAACUGGAGAGGGAAUUGAUUAAAUUAAAUGAACAGUCUAUUGUGCAGAAGCACAUUAAAUCCAAUGACAAUCAAAUAAAGCGCGAAAAAGAGGAUACAUCGAACCAAUCAAAGGAGGAUCCUUUCCAAACAGUUGAACUAAAUGAUGAAACACCAAACAAAAAAGAAAACCUUGAAAUCACAACAGACAAGAAUCCUGUUAAUGAAACUUCAAUUUCUGAAAGUAAUCAUACUUUCGUAAAACAAAGUAAAUACCCAGAAAAAAUAGAUGCUGAUAAUCGUAUCAAAUCUAUGUCUAGUGGUAUAUCAGAUGAUGGAAGUACAGAUGUUUCAGAUAGUCUUACAGAUGAAGAACAUAAAGAAGAAAUAAAAAACAAUUCGAAUAAAAUCAAUACAAACAAGACACUAGUCAUAUCGAAAAAGGUCGCGAACACUAGGCAACCGCCACCUAAAAUUGUAACAAAAAAGGAAGCAACAAAACUUACAAAUCAACGUCUUUUGGCAUUAGGUGUGAAUAUGAGAACAAAAUCAUUACCAUUAACUUUAAAAAAACGAAUUUCAACGGAACUUAACGAAAAUCGAAACAAGUUGAAACAGGAACAUCCACACUUUUAUGCCACCAGAAACAAAAUAAAAAAAUUUGUAGACAAAUUGUGUUCAACAAAAAUGCCGGAAAAUGCAGAAGCUCUACUAAAAGCAACCAAACCCACCAGAACAAAAGUUCAAGAACAACAAUAUUACAAUGAUGAAAAUUAUGUAUCAGAUGAAAAUGAUGAUUCAUUAGAAGCAUCAACGCCUUUAAACGUAAAUACCACAAUUACAGAAAGCAAACAUUUCAAACAGAGAUUGGAACGCAUAUUAUCAUCUCCGAUAAGGAAACCGGAUGAACAUAUUACUAAAGCAAUAGUACACCCACAGAAUUUAACACAAAAACCAGUACCCAUGCCACGUAAACGUGUUAUGUUCCAUCACCCUGAUCGAGGGGAAGACGUUUAACACUCUUUUUAAGUAUAAGCGAGAGUAAUGAACCAAAAAUGUUAAAACAAUAAAUAAAGCUUCUAGUUUAAAAAGUGUGCUAUUUUAUAAUUACACUAGUUUACGAUAUAAAACCUAUAUGUAUCAUAUCAUAUUUUAAUUAAUCAUCAAGAAAGCAAAUGCUAAAAAAGGGUUAAAUUAGGAGGAAAAACAUUAUUUUUGUAUACAAAAUAAAUUUUAUUUGAUUUUGAUUUUUUAGUUGAUUGUUAGGUUCCCAAAACAGGUGCAAGCACCCAAAAAUCAAUUCAAAUUUUCAAAUAUUUUUCCAUCACUACUGAAAAAGGUUGCUUAACAAAAAUACUUUAUCAACAAAUUUCGACGUAAAAAAAAG